Molecule: messenger RNA, 615 nt
Organism: Phragmites australis (common reed)
Lineage: Eukaryota; Viridiplantae; Streptophyta; Magnoliopsida; Poales; Poaceae
Exons: 3
Coding region: 7-615 (202 amino acids)
Source: RefSeq, a predicted model, not a curated record
AUUGAUAUGUCAAAAGAAGUUGCAAGGGCUGCUUGGAACUCCACAUAUGAGAAAUGUCUUGUUGAUAUAUUACAUGACCAUAACAACAACCCAAAGUUCAAAGGGCAAAAUGGUUGGGUAUCAGAGGGUUGGAGGAGUAUCACCAUCAAGUUCAAUGAGAGGUUCCCUAUAGCACAUUUCACAAAGCAACAACUACAAGAAAAGAAGAAGGAACUUAAAGCAAGCUAUAAAUCAAUAAGGGAUGCAAAGAAACAGAGUGGUACGGGUUGGGAUGAUUCUAUGGGCAUGAUAAUUGCUGAACCAAAAAUCUGGGAUAAAAUUAUUAAGGAUCACCCUAAAGUGAGGAAGUUCCGCCAAAAGCCUUUUCCUCUAUUUAAUUACUUGGCAUCUCUAUAUGAAGGAAGCAUUGCUACGGGAGAUUUAAAUUUUAUAUCAACUGAGCGAGUGAAACCUCCAAAUGAAAGAAGUACCUCCGAACAAAGCAUAAAACAUGUGCCCCUGCCUCUGAACACGUGCAUACAAAUCCAUUUGCUUCAAGUUUGGAUGGUCAAGGGACAUCAAAUCAAUAUAUUGAACCCAAUGAAGCUCAAUCUGCACCAUCCGAUCAUAAUUUAG